AUGUUAUAUUUCAGAGGAAGUUCUAUCUGGGUGGCUUGGAUAAGGAGAAAAUAUUUGUCAAGGUCUCCUCUUUGGGCGUUAAACGAGAAGAAUUACAUGUACUCUUGGAUGUUUCGUAAAUUGUUGAAGCUAAGAUAUGUCGCGGCUACUUUUUUACGUAUCAAGAUAGGAAAUGGAGAUGAUACCUUCUUUUGGUGGGAUCCUUGGACCCCUUUUGGUCCCUUGAUUCACUUCUUUGGCCCUGAUGGACCUUAUAGACUCAGAAUCCCUCUGUUCCAUACGGUUAGUGAUGUGCUCUCAUCUGAUGGUUGGCUUGUACCACCGACAAGAUCAGAAAAUCAGGUUCAGUUAUAUGCUCUUAUUUCAACGAUUGUUAGAACACAAAGAAGCGACUUUCCUCAGUGGCUGAUCGGUGACGUGCCGCAAAAGUCAUUCUCAUCUAGAAAUGUGUGGAACAGUAUUAGAGAGGUUCACCAAUCUAUAGCGUGGUUCUCAUUGGUGUGGCACAAAGCAAGAAUUCCAAAGCAUGCUUUCAUUUUUGUGCUCAAUGGCAACGCACCUCUCGGAUGCGAUGUAGAACAAGUUUGCAUACUUUGUGGUGAAGAAAAUGAAACAAGGAAUUACCUAUUCUUUGAUUGCUCCAUUGAAAAUGCAGGAACCUUUGCACAAGAUACUUGA
Messenger RNA from Arabis nemorensis, 678 nucleotides. The record is from the annotation of a GenBank genome assembly. Lineage: Eukaryota; Viridiplantae; Streptophyta; Magnoliopsida; Brassicales; Brassicaceae.